AUGAAGUCUGCUGUUGUUCUUGCAGUUUUUGUGAUAUUUUGUUGCUGCGAUGCCUUUGGUAUCAACACAGUGCCAUCUCUGAAUGUUACCCAAUAUCUUGGCCGCUGGUACCAGGUAGUUUAACGAAACGUAAAUGUGUGCUUGAAAAACCUUUGUAUCUGUGUAUUUAGGUGCUACACAGUGUACUUUAGUAUACGUGAGGAGUUUGAAAAUGCUCAAUUCAAAUUGCUUGCAAUCAAUGUUUUAUUUUUCUGAGCACAAAUCAAACCACUGCAGCACGUACGGUUACGUAAUACAUGGGUAGUGUCACGAACUGCAAAUUUAGUAGAUAUCACAAUCCCUGCGAUAGAGUGAGAGCUGCCAUUCAUUCUGGAGAUAUCAAUAUCGAUGGUGCAACUUUAGAAAUGUGUUUCUGGUCUCUCCGCUAAUUUGUGAUGAUUUCAUACAGAAUGAUUCUCAGCGAGGAUAAGAAUGUCAAUAAUCACGUAAAAUCCUAUCUCUCAUGACACUUCCAGAGAAUUAAUCCCCUUAAUGUGAAAAGCUAAACCGAGGAGAAACUAAAUCAUUCAGAAAGGGUCAAUUGGAUCUUGAGGACAGAGAGUUUGCGAUGAAUUUAUGUAUAAUUAACAAUAAAUAUUUCAGCUCAAUACGGCGCAUCACUUAGUCAAGAAGCGUGUAGAAUCAUAUCCUAGGGGGGAAGGAAGUGAAUCGCUACAAUAACGUGAACUGCCGAGAGGCGCCCGACACCCGGGGAAGGGUGGGGACAAGGCCUUAUUUGGCCUAAAUAGAGUAUGGUUUUUGACCUCUUGGAUCUUAAACAGGCUACAGAUUUUCACUCCUACGGUAUAUAGGACUAGGCGGGGAAGGGAAGGGGGGGGGGGAUGGGCGUUAAAUGGUUAUAAAGAUGUUUCUUGUCCUAAACAGGGUAGCGAAACUUUUCGGAUUUUGUCAUAAACAGGGCAGGGGUUCAUGGUGUCAACGGCAAACCCCCGUCCAACUUUCACUGAAAUACCACCCGGAGGAUUUUACUAAUUGAGGUAAAUUAAGGGGCAGGGAAAUCUGUCAUUAUGGUAUUUAAACGGGCGUUUAACAGUUUAACACAAAUUUUCGAAAUGAAAGACACCUUCCGGUAAUGCUCCCGCAAUAUCGUUCAUCAUUUUUCAGGGUUUUGAAAAGGGCUUUUAAAAGUAGGAACUUGAAAGAGGCUCCACUUUACAAUCGAGAAGAGCAAUGAAUAUUGCUUCAAGGCAUACCUGUACUAUGUUUUGUUUUUGCAGAUGUAUUCUGAUGCCGCAGUUAUGAGCACGUUUGAACGUGAUGCUGUUUGCGUGACAGCUGAUUGUGAGUAGCCAGCUUGUUGUAGCCAAAGUGUGAGAGAAUGGAAUUUGUGGUAGCCUGUCACUGGCCUGUGUACGCCUACCUCUCCCCUUAAAAAAGGCACAAAGGCUGGGAUUGGGGAGGGGAUGGUAUUAGAACACUAGUGCUGAAAUAGCUUGAUGACAAUUUGUAUUUCCUGUUUGAACACAUCGGUAUACUAUAAAUUAGGGGCAGCUAGUAGGGACGACUACAUUUUCUGAAGGGGGCCAUAAAUGGCCUUUUCUUUUCCGAAUCCCGCUACUAUUUCAUCCAUUUCCUUUCUUUUUCUUGGUCUUAUUUGGUGUGCUGAUAAUUACCAAAAGUCCACAUUCGGAUGAUUGACCUUUGAACAGCUUCAUCUGAACUUGCGUCACCGACGGGUAACCGCGAUCAAACAGAAAAUCUAACUUGUGAACAGAAUACGUCUAAUUAACGCUUUUCACACUAGGGUUUUCUUUGGGGAUAAUUUUCUCUCAUUUAUAAACAUAUAAAUACUUUUCAAUGUCUCUGAAGACGCAAGGCUCAUAACUCGAGCUAACGUAUAAUCCUUCAUAAGUGCGUCCUAUCCAAUGAAACGGAACAUACACCAGUCAAGCAAGCAUUCUUUGCUCUACCGACUAUCCAAACAGAGUUUGUUUCCCACGUAAGCACUGAUUUAUUUGCUUAUUUCUUAGUUUCUUUAAAUUAUGUCGACAACUAAUCCUAUCUUCUUGGCUUUCAAAAACCCCCCUUAAAUCACCUCAUAUAUAUUAGUGGCCUGUUUUAGGCGUUCAGAUAAUUGGGUGCGACGCGAAGUUAAGAAAGUGGGAAAAAGUAGAGGUGGACUGAGGAGAGCUCUAGAUUCAUCUGUCCAAAAGUAAGGCGGGGGUUUUAACUGACUUAAAGAGCAUAAAUAAAGAUUUUUUUUGUCCGCAUAAAAUGUUAGAAGGUUCUGAAUUCACAGCAAAUAUUCUGUUUGAAUUCGUAGCUCUUGCUUUUAUCACAGACACUUCAACAGCGAAAUUAAGUUGUUAAACGCAUAGCUUUCCACUUUAACUAUUUAUCACGUGAUCCCUCAUGGGCAAUAGGUAAUCGAAGAUCGCUGGUAUAUAUAUUAAAUGGUAGGUCGUUUGACACCGUCUCUGUUCGGUUCAGGUUGUCUCCUUCCAACAAAGAAUUAAAUGUGGAGGUUACAAAUCGUAACAUUGUUGCUUUUGUUUAGAUUCUCUUCGAAAAGACGGCAAGAUCGGUGUCCUGAACAGUGAAAGGCUCAAAACAGAAACUGGUGAAGGAAAGAACAUAACAGGAUAUGUCUACAUGCCCGACCCUAAAGAACCAGGGAAGUUGAUAGUGCACUUGGAAGGAACUCCUUUUGACGCUCCUUGUAAGUAGAAAUAAAUAUGCGUCUUAUAUUAACAGCCUAACUUGGAAACGAGCAUACGGCUCUAAAAGUUUUUUGGAGUUUGACUUUUCAAGAAAGAGUGAGAAAUCAGUUGCCAACUCGUGAGAGCGUGAGUUAGGUCGUGAAGUCGCGAGACUGUGGUUAGUCUGUUUUUCGUUCCCAACCGACGUAGCACCAACUUUCUCCUAACAAUAUCCAUGAUCAUGAGAAAUAGUUAUCGGAAUUAGAAAAAUAGAGACCUUUAGAUUCAAGGACGAGGACGACUACGAGUACGAGAUUUGACUUCAAGUUUUUUCGCGUCUUCUCAAACUAUAGACUCCCCGGAAAGCUUCAUUUUACCAUUUUUCACCAGAAAAGUUAGCUCUGUUACCUUUAGUGAAGGAGGUUACACCCUCUCCCGAUCGCAAAAUGAUGAAACUUCUAACAUUCGAUAACUUGUUUUCCCCACUUUGACAAUCCGCUAAAUCUCGUAGUAAAGUGACGACGGCUACCAAGUUUUCCCGCCAAAAUGACGUUGGUUCACGCGCGAGCACUACUUAGCACUGAGAUAAUCUCGUACUCGUCUUAGAAUCUAAAGGUCUUUAAUGAUCACUAAAGGGGCAAUGCUCUGAUCCUUAUCAAGUUCUCUCACCUAAUUCUUUAAGGAAAUGAAGGGAGAUCACUCUGGAGAAUCUUUUGUUGUUACCGGGAUUUACAUUCGAAUUAAGGGUAUCGUAAUGUAUGUAUAAGGUGUAGUUAUGUUCGUGGACUCAAAACUUAGAACUAUAUGACUUUCAAGGAAAAGCAACGGACUAGAAUUUUACAGGGUUCACAAACUGUUGGUAAGGCAAGAAAGCAAAGCAAUGCCCNACUCCUUUUGACGCUCCUUGUAAGUAGAAAUAAAUAUGCGUCUUAUAUUAACAGCCUAACUUGGAAACGAGCAUACGGCUCUAAAAGUUUUUUGGAGUUUGACUUUUCAAGAAAGAGUGAGAAAUCAGUUGCCAACUCGUGAGAGCGUGAGUUAGGUCGUGAAGUCGCGAGACUGUGGUUAGUCUGUUUUUCGUUCCCAACCGACGUAGCACCAACUUUCUCCUAACAAUAUCCAUGAUCAUGAGAAAUAGUUAUCGGAAUUAGAAAAAUAGAGACCUUUAGAUUCAAGGACGAGGACGACUACGAGUACGAGAUUUGACUUCAAGUUUUUUCGCGUCUUCUCAAACUAUAGACUCCCCGGAAAGCUUCAUUUUACCAUUUUUCACCAGAAAAGUUAGCUCUGUUACCUUUAGUGAAGGAGGUUACACCCUCUCCCGAUCGCAAAAUGAUGAAACUUCUAACAUUCGAUAACUUGUUUUCCCCACUUUGACAAUCCGCUAAAUCUCGUAGUAAAGUGACGACGGCUACCAAGUUUUCCCGCCAAAAUGACGUUGGUUCACGCGCGAGCACUACUUAGCACUGAGAUAAUCUCGUACUCGUCUUAGAAUCUAAAGGUCUUUAAUGAUCACUAAAGGGGCAAUGCUCUGAUCCUUAUCAAGUUCUCUCACCUAAUUCCUUAAGGAAAUGAAGGGAGAUCACUCUGGAGAAUCUUUUGUUGUUACCGGGAUUUACAUUCGAAUUAAGGGUAUCGUAAUGUAUGUAUAAGGUGUAGUUAUGUUCGUGGACUCAAAACUUAGAACUAUAUGACUUUCAAGGAAAAGCAACGGACUAGAAUUUUACAGGGUUCACAAACUGUUGGUAAGGCAAGAAAGCAAAGCAAUGCCCUUGCCUCCACGAUGCACUGCUUAUGGCAGUCAGUAUCAGUACGUACAGGUUGCCCCGACGUACGUACAGGAAGCCCAGACGUACAUGUACUGUAUGCAAUACCAAUAACUAAUAAUACAGUAUAGACUGGAAAAAAAGAGUAUCGGAGCUAGAAUCGUACAUAUUAGACUGAAGAAGAAUAAAAAAUAUGUAACAGUUCAAAUGAAUACACUUUAUCUUUUUUUUAUCGGUUUUAUCUUUACCCUGCUUAAGUUUCAACUGACAUUUCCUCUGUUUCUCCUCGAAUUAGACUCUCAGUUUGGUGCCGCUAAAAAAUAUCUGAAUAUCUCCUUGCUUUUCCUGGCCUUUCCUGCUUUUCCUCUCAUUUUAUGUCGAGUUUCGCACUUGGGUAGACGCUACAUAAAAAUCUACCGCGAAAAUUAAAAUAGAAUGAUAUAAUGGUAAAGUUGUAUCAGAUUUGAGUGUUACAUAUUCGUUGAAUCUUCUUCAGCCGAAUAAGGUCAUCUCCAGCUCCGAUUCUCUUUUGCAAUUUAUAAUGUAUUAUCAUAAUUAAUAUUAAAUGUUAAUGUUAGUAGUAUUAUUACUUCUACUACUACUACUACUACUACUACUACUACUACUACUACUACUACUACUACUACUACUACUACUACUACUACUACUACUACUACUACUACUACUACUACUACUACUACUACUACUAUUGCUACUGCUACUGCUACUGCUACUGCGACUGUUACUGCUACUGCUACUGCUACUAAUACUACUACUGCUACUACUACUACUACUACUACUACUACUACCACUACUACUACUACUACUACUACUACUACUACUACUGUGUACAGACACGUUAGUAUUACAAUUUGUCUCGGACAUUCUUUUCUCUCCACAGACUGGAUUGUUAAGCUGGGGCCUGCAUCGUUCGGCGAGCAAAAUGAGUAUCAGUACGCUGUCGUCACAGACAACAUGCAGAUCCAGUUGUACGUGCUGGCGAGGGAUGUCAACGACUUCAGAAGCCAGUAUGAUAAAGAAGUAUUAAGCUGGCUGGCAGAAAAUGGCUUCACGAGGAUUUACAACAAGCCUGUAGCAACUGUACAGAACGAGAAAUGUCUCUACCCAGACAAAAAGUCUCUUUAUCAGUCGCUCGGAGAAUUUCUGGAACAGAAGUAGAUCGCAGUGGUUCCUACAGAACGGAGAGGACUAGCGGAUACCAAGUGACGCUUGAAUUCCAAAACGUAGAACGCAAAAAACGAAAAUACAAGGUGUCUAAAUCAAGCAGACAGUUUUGACAUUUAAAUAUUUGAUGAAGGUGAUUCUCGCUUAAGGAAACAA
Messenger RNA from Porites evermanni, 5806 nucleotides. Lineage: Eukaryota; Metazoa; Cnidaria; Anthozoa; Scleractinia; Poritidae. The record is from the annotation of a GenBank genome assembly.